This is a messenger RNA of Mytilus californianus (California mussel), 3205 nucleotides long. RefSeq lists its product as uncharacterized. Gene Ontology annotation, cellular component: nucleus; cytoplasm. The coding region runs from base 1339 to 2886 and encodes 515 amino acids. Gene Ontology annotation, molecular function: protein binding. The transcript is spliced from 2 exons. NCBI's taxonomy places the organism in Eukaryota, Metazoa, Mollusca, Bivalvia, Mytilida, Mytilidae. The record is from RefSeq and is a predicted model, not a curated record.
AUAUUAUUCUAAGACACCUGUUAUGUAUUGAGCUAUAUACAUAAUACCGGAAACAAAUAUUUGUCAUAAGAAUGUGAAACGAAUGUAUUAAUGACAUUAAAUUCACGAAGUUUAUGUGGUUUUAACUUUCCUUCACUGAACUAGAACUAUGUCGACAAAGAGAGACAUACAAGCAUUCGCCUCCUUAGUUACUCGAAACGACACCAAGGGAUGCAAAGAAAUACUUCUAUCAUCAAAUUACAACACUAAAGAAAAACUAGUUAACUCAAUAAUAAAAGGCUAUAAAACUGUCCUGCAUAUGGCUGCUGAUCAGAAAGUUGUACCUGAAAUAUGGAACUUAAUCUUACCGUAUGCAUCUGAAAUUAAUUUGUUCGAAGGUAUACAAAGUCCUCUGCAAAAAAUUAUUCCCUAUGCAGAUCCAGAACAGAACAGAAAAUACUUCACAUUAGGCUUUCUCCAACCAAUCUAUCAAUUCCAUAAAAUCAGAAGCUGGUUAGAAAUGACAAAAAAUGUGACAAGUGAGAACGUAAAAACUUACAGAAAUCAUUUCCUGUGUAAACUUUGUCGACUUCGAGGAAGUGAUGAACUUGGUAAUAUUUCAAAAACCGAUAUCAUAGAAUUUGCUGGGGAUCUGAUACAAACGUAUAAUACCGACCCAAAUGGCGACAGUGAACAUCGACCUUUACUUUGGGCCAUGGAGACAGCUAAUCUUCCUCUACUAUCUUUGUUUUUGUCAGUCGGAGCAGAUGCAAAUUGUAGAGAUGAUGAUGACUUUACACCUUUGUUGUACUCUCUAUUUCUACAGGGAAGUGAUGUGAGUCUCGAUAUAGUGCUGUUGUUAGUUAAACAUAAUGCAGACAUAAAUAUAUCGGAGCCGGAAGGAAUCUUUACAGCGUUUCAUAAUUUGUUGUUACUAUUGACACCUGAAGAUCUCAACAUUUUCAUGAAAAAAUGUUCUCCUAAGGUCAAAUUAUCAUCAAAUUGUGCAUUACCGCUUCCUCCAAUACACGGAUUGUUGGUUCGCGGCCUUUCUGAUUCCAUAUACCGAAUGGACAAAGAGAAAAUGCAAACAGACAUUAUAACCAAGGUUGAAAUAUUAUCUAAAUAUGGUCUUGACCUUUACCAAUCCGAUUUACAUGGUCGUACAAUUUUGCAUUAUGCAAGUUGGUUUAGAUUUGCACGUUUGUUGAAGUUUCUUUUGAAUGUAGGAUGUCGACCAUUUGUCAAAGAUGCAUUUGGUAGGACUUGUCUACAUUAUUCCAUUUACAUCCAUCGAGAAAUUACAAGAUAAAAAAUGAGGAGGAGGAAUUGGCUGCUUUAAAAUUGUUAUAUAAAAACAUGGAUAAGAAAGAUUUAAAUGUACAAGAUAAUUAUGGAAGACGUGUCCAACACCUGUCUUUAUUCGAAAACAACACCGCAGCAUUGAAUUACAUGGGUGUUUCUGGAUUUGAAAUGAAUGUUAUUGAUAACCAAGGGAAAUCACUUUUGGAUUAUGAUUCCUCAAACAUAUUAACAAAUGCAAUCUUGAUGGACCAGCAUUUUAAAUGGACAUGUAAUAAAGAACCACAACAAGAAAAUAUACUGCAUUAUUCUUGUUGCAAGACACUGGAAGAUGCAAAUGGAUGUACCAUAUUAUAUGAGAGAAAAUCUGUGCAUUGUGAAUCGACAGAUGUAAAGAGGGAAGACUUGAAAGGUGCAGAACUAGUAGAUUUUUUAAUGCAUGAUCAUAACCUUGGACCAUUAGUCAUGAAUAACAUUGAAAGCACGAUCUUUGUAGAUGUCACGAAACUAGUCAAUAAGAUAUCAGAACACUUAACCAAAAUCGAUACAAAUUUUCAAUCGAAAAUAGAAUUAGCAGGAAGUAUAAGUGAGGAAACAAAAAUUCUACCACUCGAUGAAUUUGACUUUCAGUUUCAUCUAAUCCCUCUAAGUCCUCGUUUUUACUUUGAUACCUUUGAGCAAGCAAAUGAAGUGGCAUUGAAAGAUAUCCGUAAAGAUAUGAAAGUGAAAAAAGAAGAUAUUACAGACAUUGUGCAUAAUGGGAAAUCAUUAAGCUGGAAUAUCUAUGAAACAUUUAAUUCCCACAUUUAUUCAGUACUUAAUUCGAAUGAUUUUUGGAAAGAUUCACCGUUUUAUUGGAAUUUUCUUCCAAUUGCAAAAUCUGUAGAAUGGAUACAAACAACCCUUGUCGUGGGGAGCUCACUCACAUCACCGCUUCGAUUAAAAUGGAUAGGAAUGGAAGCACGAGAUCUGACCAUAAAUAUUGAUUUAGUACCUGUUAUAGUUAAACAACACAUAUCUGACGUAAUUCAAAACUUGAUUCCCUCUCGGGUUACAAACUUUAUUACCCAUAGGGAAUACCAAUGGCAUGCAAUUUGCCGAAAUAGCGACUUUGCUCGUUUGUCGUUCCUAAAUGUAGAGAGAUGUAUAUUAAUGCGGCUUAUGACCGAAGUAAAAGAUGCAUAUAAAUUGACAAAGUCGUUGCGGAGUUUCUGUGAUUCAGCAUCAUAUUGCAGUCCCGAAAUCAUUACAUCUUAUAUGCUGAAAAAUGCUUUAUUCUUUGAACUUGACCCACAGCUGUCGUAUGGUCUUCUAAAUGACCAAAUGGUAUUUCAUAGCUGUUAUACACCAAGUCAUGAACUAGCAUUACGACUAAUGAGAUACAAUCUAGCCUAUUCAUUAAGAAACAGAACAGCUUACAUUCAAAUUUGGGCACUGAAAAUAUUACAAAGACUGAAAGUUUGGUUUGCUACUGAAAACUGUGCGUUCGUUUAUUGCCGCCCAACAGUCGAAUUUCCUGACAGCUAUGAAGUCCGUGACGAGUACAGGGAGAAUCCCUAUCUCAAAGCUUUAAGCAGGAUGACGGACCUCCUUCUAAGCACAUAAAAAGACAUAAUUGAUGCAAACAGAUGCAGUUCGUACUGUCGUAGGAAAGUUUUUGAUAUUAAAUAAUGUUAUUUUUCCCAGUAUUACUUUACAUAAAUAUUAUUUUUUGAAACGUUAAAUGUAUUUUAGAUGAGAAAAACUAUAAGAAAUUGAGGAAUUUCAAACAAGUGUUAAUUCAAAGUAUUGAAUACUAAUUUUACAGCUGAUAUGAUAUGUUUUGAUUUGACCCUAUUUAUUUCUAAACACAUUCAUUUGAACCAUAACUGAUUAAAAGUACAUGAGAUAGAUUUUUUUAGACAAACUAGUGUUGAAAUGAAUU